AUGGCACCACCUCGCUCUGCUUCGACCCCAGGCGGCGCCGCGAUGCUCAACCUGAUCUUCGACGCGGCGUUCGACGGCGACCUCCCCAGCUUCAAGCGUCUCGUCACAAUGCUGGACGACACGGGGAAGGGCCGCCUCAGGAAGGCCGUGGAGGCCCUGAGGUGGGCAGAUGAAGGGAUGAUGAAAGGCCUCAGCCCGCUGCACGUCGCCGCCAGCAGAGGGAGCAUGGAGGUCUGCCGCUACCUGGUCCAGGAGCUCGGCGUGGAUGUGAAUGUCGUCGACGGGGAAGGUAGAACACCUCUGUUUUGGGCGGUACUAUCUAAGAAUGUGUCUGCUGCCAAGUAUCUUCUUGAUCAUGGUGCCAAUCAAGAAAGGGCCAAUCAUGACGGGUUUUCCCCUUUGCACGAAGCCGUUGGAUCAGGAGAUUGUGAAAUGGUAAAGUUAUUGCUUGCAAAAGGAGCUUAUGUUGACCCAGUUGCUUCGUGUGGUACACCACUUCAUGUUGCUGCUACUCAAGGGCAGGAUGAGACCAUGAAGAUUUUAUUGGACCACAAUGCAGAUGUCAACAAGAUGGUAAAUGGUAAGACACCUAUGAUGGCUGCUUUGGAUGCUGACUCAAAGCUGUGCAUCCUAAUACUGAUGAAGGCUGGUGCCGAUCGGGAGUCAUAUUUAGCCUAUUCUGGAGAAAAACUCCGUGCUGCAAAUGUUAUUUCAGCUGACUUCUUCAAUUCUGUAAUGGAGGAUGCUGCUGCAGGAGUUACUCCUAAUGAUGAUGAGCCUUUGGCUAAACGGAAAACUAGAGUAGCAGGGUAUAAGGCAAUGGCAAGUUACGCGUUCAAGACAAAGGAUUAUAAUAAUGCCAUAUUAACCUACAGUCUGCUGAUCCUCCUUGAGCCUGCUGAUGCAACCUGGUUCUCAAACAGGAGCGUUUGCUGGUAUCACAUGGGCGAUGGAGCUAAAGCUUUGGCAGACGCUAACGAAUGCAGACGCAUUCGACCAGACUGGCCAAAGGCCUGUUACCGGCAGGGCACCGCUCUGAUGUUACUGAAGGACUACAAAGGCGCUUCCCAACGAUUUUGUGAUGGGCUCAAGCUGGACCCAGGGAACGCUGAGAUCGACGCUGCACUACGGAAAGCUUUGGAGUCGUUGAGGAAGUCUCGAGGCAGCAAAGCUAAGUGACUGUCUGGUGGUUGCAAGUAAAAGGACUUGCUGGAACAUCUAGUUCCAACAAGUCGAAGGGCUUAAAGACUCGGAUUUCGUGUAUUCAUUAUGUUCCUCUGGUAGAUCAAGUAACUCAAUGUCACUUCUGUGAUGAUAUGUA
Molecule: messenger RNA, 1321 nt
Organism: Lolium rigidum
Lineage: Eukaryota; Viridiplantae; Streptophyta; Magnoliopsida; Poales; Poaceae
Product: ankyrin repeat and SOCS box protein 13-like
Exons: 11
Coding region: 1-1179 (392 amino acids)
Molecular function (GO): protein binding
Source: RefSeq, a predicted model, not a curated record